UUUUCCUCCGGCCUAGGUGGAAGUGCAACGUGCAGGGGUUCCCUGUCCCCACCUCGGCCAUCGAUUGAGAGGCCUUUCGCUUAGUUGGAGAAGAAACCCAGAAGUCCUGCGCCCCCACCCCCAAACCUCCCCUCACCUACAAAACCGGAAUCUAGCAGCCCUUCACCAAGGAGGACCCAGGAGCCCUAACCUUAUUCAUGUAUUUUUUGCAUUUAUAUCCCACCCUUUUGUUCAUGGAGCUCAACGUGACGAGCACAUGAUUCUUUCCCGCUUCCUUUAAUCACCACAACAAGCCUGUGAGGUAGGUUAGGUUGAGAGUCACCGACUGGCGCAAGAUCAUUCAGGGAGCUUCCUGGUUGAGUGGGGAUUUGAAGUUGGGUCUGUGAGGUCCUCGUCUGACACACUAACCCAGACUUUCUCGAUCUUGGGUUCCCAGAUAUUGUUGGGCUACAAUUCCUGGGAGUUGUAGUCCAACCACGUCUGGGGACCAGAGAUUGAGAAAGUCUGCUUUAACCACUGAACCACCUGGCUCUCAAACUUCUCACCACUCCCCUCCAAAAAAAAGACCCCUCUCUUUCUGUGCCCAGCACCAUCCACAGCCAGGACAGACCCAGGAGCCUUUCCUCCAUACUGCAUCAUUUGUAAAGCCAGGACUCCACAUUCUUUCUCCCCCUUCCCACCCUCACCUCCAAAACGAAGAGCUUUUCUAUUCUCCCUGCAAAAACUACAAAGCCAAAGUCAAUGAUCCUUCUCUUCCCCUGCAACAAUCACAUUUAAGCCCCAGGAGUACUGACCACCUCCCAGCCCACAAAAACAGGAGGCCUACCCUGUCUCUCUGUGCCAAGGAUGGAAUAUAGAAGUUCUGCUGCAUCCUGGGACUGCAACCCAGAGUCUUGCUGCCCAAGUACAUCCAGAGCCAGGAAUGGAGCCCAGGAGUCUCCAUCAAUAGGAGUAUAGCAUCUAGAUCAAGGGAAGUAAUAGUACCACUGUAUUCUGCUCUGCUCAGACCUCACCUGGAGUACUGUGUCCAGUUCUGGGCACCACAGUUCAAGAAGGAUACUGUACUGACAAGCUGGAAUGUGUCCAGAGGAGGGGAACCAAAAUAUUAAAAGGCCUGGAAACAAUGCCUUAUGAGGAACGGCUUAGGGAGCUGGGCAUGUUUAGCCUGGAGAAGAGAAGGUUAAGGGGUGAUACGAUAGCCAUGUUCAAAUAUAUAAAAGGAUGUCAUAUAGAGGAGGGAGAAAUGUUGUUUUCUGCUGCUCCAGAGAAGUGGACACGGAGCAAUGGAUUCAAGCUACAAGAAAGAAGAUUCCACCUAAACAUUAGGAAGAACUUCCUGACAGUAAGAGCUGUUCAACAGUGGAAUUUGCUGCCAAGGAGUGUGGUGGACUCUCCUUCUUUGGAGGUCUUUAAGCAGAGGCUUGACAGCCAUCUGUCAGGAAUGCUUUGAUGGUGUUUCCUGCUUGGCAGGGGGUUGGACUGGAUGGCCCUUGUGGUCUCUUCCAACUCUUUGAUUCUUGUUGCACCUUCAGCAUGUAGCCUGGAGUCUUCCACUUAUAAAACAGAGGCAGGAACAUGACAGGCAGGAUGCCUGUUGCCUUUUGACUUUGAAACCAAUCCCUUAAAAUUCGCAGCUGCCUUAGACUUGCACCAUGGAAACCAUGUCAGCAGGACAUCCAGGGAGACUGGGAGCAGUUGGGCUACUAGACCAGCAUUAGGCUGGAAGGGUCAGCAGACAAGUUUGUAUUUUCCCCAGGCAGCUGCCCAGCUGCUUGUAGAGCCCUACCUUGUUUUGAAAACUCGGACACAAAAGUAUAGCAACAUCUACUCACUCUUGCCAUGAUGAACGGUGGCCAACUUGUUGCAAUGCCUUGCAGUCUUCCUAGGAGGUCCUACAAAGGAAAUCCUGAUGCAGCCUUUUCCCCUGGCAACUGAUGUGGCCAGCAGUGGAUUGUGACUUCAGUGCAGAGUGAAAUGGGAAGUCCUCAUCUUUAAGAGCUUUCUAUGCCUCCCUCAAGUUUACCGCUCUUGACAAACACAUUGAAUGGACUAAGUGGUUUCCCUCUGGCAUCAAGGCUUUGGUGGAAGCCACGUUUUUUAAUGCCUUGGUGGCCCAGACCUUUGCUCCUUGAAGUGGGAAAGAAGAGCUUCAGAGACCUCCUUCCUCUACACGAGGCUGACCUAGAAGAGCAGUUUGUCCGUGGCUCUGGACCCGGAGGCCAAGCAACAAAUAAAACCAGUAACUGUGUGGUCCUGAAACAUCUUCCUUCAGGAAUCGUAGUCAAGUGCCAUCAGACAAGAUCAGCAGAGCAGAACCGCAAAAAAGCUAGAGAGAUCCUCCAGGAGAAAGUGGAUGUUUUCUACAAAGGUGAAACCAGUGACGUUGUUAAGGAGAAACAGGAAUUUCAGAAGAAAAAGCAAGAGAAGAAGAGACGAGCAAAGGAAAAUCUUGAAAGGAAAAGGCAUUUGAAAGAAAUGCAAGCAUUAGAGGACAAAUAAAACAGGAUUGGGCAAUUGUGGGUUUGGUUUUUUUUAAAUAAAAAAACUCAUCUGAUUUGGUGUGCAUGAGAGGGGGACACUUGCCUGGUUUUGGUUUUUUAGAAUUGUGAGAAAAACUGCCUGCAAUUCAGAGGCAAAAAUACAAGUGAUGGUACACUGUGAUAUUUGUAGAUGUUUCUCAUUCCAUCGUUUCAGAUGGAAAAGAGCUUUUCUACCUUUGUGGUAUCCAGCAAUUGAGCCUACAAACCAACCUUGCCUCCCCCUUAAGAAGUUACUGCAUCAAACAUUUUCUAGAUGGAACCCAGAUAGAUGCCUCUUGUUUUAAGGCAGGAGUAGGGCGACUUCCUGUCUGCACUUUCAGGAACUGGUGCCCAGUUGCCUUUCGGUAAUAACACAUCAGUGGUUUUGUGUUUAUGGACAAUCAACGUUUAGCUGCAAGCCCUGCCCUAGCCUCUGUCAUCAGGUCAUUACCCAAAAUAAGCCUCCAUCUCUAUGAAGCAACAGUUGACAAUGCUGGAAAUUGGAUUUGGAGGGAAACGGGAACCCAGGAGUAGUACUGGCUGAUCAACUAUGUCAUAGACCAGAGCUUUUCAAAAAGUGGUGACACUCUUUUUAGAUAUGCAUAUUUCACCGCAGAGUAAUUCAGUUUUACUAGCAAACCGACAGCUAAACUAACCCCUUAUAAGAGCAUUUGUGCAACACACCUUUCACUUUGUACCCAAUACACUAACGUGUUGUGACAGAGUUUGGAAAGCUCUUUUAUAGACCAACUAGCUGGCCCUGCCACCCGUUGCUGUGGCUCAGUCUGUUAAAUGGAGUCAGUCCCCCUUCAGAGUCCCAUUUUACGCGUGUUCUGUUUACACAAGCGCAUCCCUGUGAGUCCCCCCCCCCCAAUGCCGAUCCAUGGCGUAUCCCACCCCCUCUUCCCCCCACCCCCGGCUCAUCCCUGUAAUUGGUCCCACCGUGUCCUGACCUAGCGAAGACAAAGAGCUGUGAAGCUGCAGAAGCGAAGAUGAGACUGUGGGAAAGC
This is a messenger RNA of Zootoca vivipara (common lizard), 3529 nucleotides long. The record is from RefSeq and is a predicted model, not a curated record. Lineage: Eukaryota; Metazoa; Chordata; Lepidosauria; Squamata; Lacertidae.